CCCGGCCCCGCCGCUCCCGGCCCCGCCGCCGCCACAUCCGCCGCCGCCGGGAAGGGGCCGGCGCCGGGGCCGCUGUGGGCGCCGCGCUCCCGCCGCUCGCUGUCGGGCCCGCGGGCCCCGCGCCGGCUUCAGGAUGCCGCUGGGGCUGAAGCCCACCUGCAGCGUGUGCCGCAGCACGUCCUCCUCCAUGUGGAAGAAGGGCGGGCAGGGCGAGAUCCUGUGCAACAACUGCACGGCCCGCUCGGCGCCGCCGCCCCCCGCCGCCUUCGCCACCACCUCGGCGGCCGCCGCCCAGCACAGCAACGGCGGCGGCGGCGGCGGCGGCGGCGGCGGGAAGCAGAGCAAGCAGGAGAUCCACCGCCGCUCCGCGCGGCUCCGGAACACCAAGUAUAAGUCUGCGCCCGCCGCGGAGAAGAAGGUCUCCACGAAGGGCAAGGGCAGGAGGCACAUCUUCAAGCUGAAAAACCCCAUCAAGGCUCCUGAGUCUGUGUCCACUAUAAUUACAGCAGAAUCAAUCUUUUAUAAGGGUGUGUACUACCAAAUUGGAGAUGUUGUUUCGGUGGUUGAUGAGCAGGAUGGAAGAACAUACUACGCUCAGAUCCGUGGGUUUAUUCAGGACCAAUACUGUGAAAAGAGUGCUGCACUAACCUGGCUCAUUCCUACACAAGCCAGCCCCAAAGACUGUUUUGACCCAGCAUCCUAUAUCAUAGGACCAGAAGAAGAUCUCCCAAGAAAAAUGGAAUAUUUAGAAUUUGUUUGUCAUGCACCUUCGGAAUAUUUCAAAUCUCGAUCAUCUCCCUUCCCUACUGUUCCUACAAGGCCAGAGAAGGGCUAUAUAUGGACUCAUGUGGGACCUACUCCUGCAAUCUCCAUUAAAGAAACUGUAGCAAAUAAUUUAUAAUUUUUAAGGAAUACUUUGGACUAGUUAUUUUGUGUGUAUCCUCCAGUUUGUAAACCCCUUACAAGAAGUUUUAAAAAUUAUAAAAUGUGCUGGUUUAUUUUAUGGAUUAUGGUAUUUAUUUAUUUUAGGUAUAUCAGACCUUUGAAGUGGAAGUUUUCAUUCCAGUUGAUGCAUCAUUUCGGUGCUCUGCUCUUCAGACAUUGUUGCUCAUUUUGGGACAAAACCACAAGUUUCAUGUCAUCUUUGACUUCUGAAAGUUGCCUUUAGUAUUCAUUCUUACUUUUUAAGUUGUUUUCCAGAAGAAGAGCUUAAAAGAUAUAAUCAUCCAGCAUUUUUUAUGACUGUUUAAUUUAGUUAACUGUGACUGCUGGUUUUAUUUCCUUGUUAAAUAAUUUAAAACUAGCUUCACCUAAAUACGAAAAUGGUCAGUGAUGCAGUUAACAGUUUUCUGUUACGUGGAGAGGAGUGAUCUACCUGGAUUUCUCCAGACUAAAAUCUCAUCCACAAAGAGGGAUUCUAACAGUCACCUUUUAUGGGAAUUUUGUUAAUCUGAAUGUGAAACGCGGGCUAUGUGUGUAGCUUUCUGCUAAACUUAGUUAUAUAAGGGCAUCGAUCUUUUGGAAAAUUGGAUGCAAAUUCAAAAAUUAAUGCUAUUUGCCAUCCUGGCAUCUUCAUUGCAGAAGUGGAUCUGCGUUUCCUGAGCAAGCCAACACUGACAUAUGAUUUGAGUUUCAGACUGUUAAUAUUUGUUUGCCUGUUAGCUUGGACUCACAAAAUUGAUUUUAAAUUGUUUUUUCAGUCUUCACAAUUAAUGAUGGUAAGAAUAAAAAAUGGUCAGGCAAUUAAAAUGAAAAAAAAUCAAUAAGGGAAAUAAAAAUUAAUUUUAUGUA
This is a messenger RNA of Motacilla alba alba, 1791 nucleotides long. RefSeq names its product GATA zinc finger domain containing 1 (gene GATAD1). Gene Ontology annotation, cellular component: nucleus. Gene Ontology annotation, molecular function: zinc ion binding; sequence-specific DNA binding. The transcript is spliced from 5 exons. The coding region runs from base 134 to 901 and encodes 255 amino acids. Gene Ontology annotation, biological process: chromatin organization; regulation of DNA-templated transcription. The record is from RefSeq and is a predicted model, not a curated record. NCBI's taxonomy places the organism in Eukaryota, Metazoa, Chordata, Aves, Passeriformes, Motacillidae.